CGUGACGCUGACAGGCUGUAGCUGACCUGCGAGCAGCGAAAUAGCGGUGCGGCUUGUAUUAUGAAAAUUUUGGCGUUACUCAGUACAGUUGUAGUAAACUGCUGUAUGCGGGACUCACUGGCCGCAAUGGCCCCUGUGCUCAGUGAGAGAAUAUUGGGAAGCAUCGUUGGGUCGGCAGUGGCAGAUGCUGCAGCCCAGCCCCUCCAUUGGAUUUAUGACCUGCAGAAGCUGAACGCUAUCUUGGCAGGAGAGCCAAGUCCAGAAUUUCACCCCCACCCUGCAAACCCUUUCUACCGAAGGGAGACUGGGCAGCAAAGUUGCUAUGGUGACCAGGCAUAUGUGCUUCUGGAGUCUUUGUCUGAAUGUGGAGGUCUGAAUGUGCAUGACCUAAAGCAGCGCUUCUACAAGUUUUUUGGCCCAAGAUCUGAGUAUGACACUCCUGUCAAUGAUCCUUCUCGAGACAAAGGAAGUCCCAGACCCCAGCUUCCUAUUAGUGGACCCUGGAGACAUGCCAGCCUGAAGAGCUUCCUGAAGAACAUGGAUGCAGGCAGAGAGGAAACAGGGUGUGAUAUUGAUAAUCAGAUAGAUGGUAUAACAAAGCUGGCUCCAGUGGUUGCACUGUACGCUGGGAAGCCCGAGAUGCUGGAGAAGGUGGAGGAUGCCACCCGAGUAACCCAGAACAACGACAUGUGUGUGACUGUCACACUAGCAGCUGCCCGAUUCCUAGAACAUUACAUCCUGAAUGGUCCUGAUCCAAAAGCACUGGAUUCUGUAUUGGAGCAACUUAAUGAUCCCAGCAGAAAGAAUCCCCAAGAACUGGACCGAACCGUCAUUGGGCACAUUCACCAAGUGAAGGAGAACUUGUUGAAGACUCCGCAGGAGCUGAUUCCUGCUGUUUUCUCAAACGCAUGAGGUUUGCCUGGUGCCUUCCAGGCAGCAUUGCAUGGAGUCCUGACAGCACACAAGUUUGACCAGGCAGUCCAGGACACCAUGUGCUGUGGGGGCUGCACCUGUAGUAGGGGGUCCUUCAUUGGAGCCUGUUUGGGGGCUCAGGUUGGAUUCCAAGGCAUUCCCAGUUCCUGGAAAGACAAAACCCUCAGAUAUCCUGCUUUGCUGGAGCAUGCAAAGAAAAUUGCCUGUUUGCACCAGAUGUAACUGCUGGUCUUUUUUCGUGGCAUAAUGUAUUUUAGAGUUGUGCUCCCUGGUCACUUUUGGGUACGUCUACAUUGUACUAUUGUCAUCUUGGGUUAGUACUGACUUUCAGCAAAACCUAAAUGAAGGUUCUAGCUUAAAUGUUGUUCAGCUGGAACUUGAUGCUCUGUGUUUUGCUGAAGUGCAGCAUGCCCAGUGAAGAUGUAUCAGCUUAUACAAUUUUUUUUCAUAAAGUUAAUGAAGAUGUACAGAUUUGUAACAUUUUUUUCUAAGCAAAAUGAAUAGUAUGUCUGUUGGACACCCUUGGUACACGAACUCCACGAGUCCUUCCAGAUACUUUAAUCAGAUGAGACAUGCCACUGCAUUGUUCUCCAGUGGGAAAUCCAGAGAUUAUACUGACACAGGGACAAAGAAGUAGUGAUAUUCAGCAGUACAUCUGUGUACAGAAGGAGGAACGGGACCAUUGUAGUCAUCACUGCACUGGGGCGUCAGGCCUGAGCGCCAGAAACUCAUGUGUGAAUGUGAAUGUGCAUGUUUGCAUAGGGUUGUUUCUGCCAUUUAGGCAGACCCGCAGGCCCCCACCAUUGCAUCUGUGCAUGUUCCCAGGUCCUCUGCCACUUCCAAGUACGCGAGUCCUGUGUGGUUCAAUCACAGAGAACGACAAUGUUUUAGGAGACAGCUACUAAUGAAAUUUUGACAAACAAAUCACAGAAUUUAAAUGGUCUCUUCGCAGAGUUGCAUAAUUCAAGAAGUCCUUCGAGUUAAGGAACUCUCUCAAAUGUAAAACAGCAAUAUUUCCCAGAGACUUGGAUGUCACAGUCUUCACACCAGAUCCCUCAAUACGGAAGUUGAGUUUUUCAGGGUACAGGUUUGUUAUUAGCAGAACUAGCCAUUUUUUGAGGAUACGGGAAUUCAAAGCGGGUAUCUUCAGUAUAAACUGAAAUGUACUGCAAAACUAUACCAUGUACUAUACACAUGAUUUUUGAGUUAACGUUUUGUUAUAUCCUUUUGUAGACUCCCUGCAAUCAUUUGCUUAAAUAAAUUUUACUUAUUUUUAGCUUUGAGUUUUGCAUCAGUGGUCUUCAGCAGGAGGUGAAACCUGCAUAAUAUUCAUAAUACUUAAUGAAUAAUAAGUGUUUGAGUUGUUUUCAAAUCUUCUCAAGUGAUCCCCAGUGAUGACUUUGCGGUUGUGUGUUAUUGCAAGUAAGAGAAAUAUAAACAAGUAGGCACAAGAUAAAACUGACUUCCUUCUAGAUUUCUGUCCUUUUAUAAAACCUGUAGUAAAAGGCCACAUUUUUAAAAUACCACACUUUAGCUCUUGCAAAGCAAUUUUACUGCCAUCUGGUGAUUCAUGGAAAACAGAGCACAGAAUUUAAAAAAGUUCAACUGUUGUAAUCUCUAACCCUAACACUGUGCCAUAAAUGAGGUGUGUCAACAUUUUUUCAGCCAAGGGCACAAUCAUUAUGAAUUGUAUUGAGGGUGGCACAUUAAAAAAAAUUAAAUAUCUAAAUUGAAAAAA
Scleropages formosus (Asian bonytongue) is the source of this 2671-nucleotide messenger RNA. RefSeq names its product selenoprotein J (gene selenoj). NCBI's taxonomy places the organism in Eukaryota, Metazoa, Chordata, Actinopteri, Osteoglossiformes, Osteoglossidae. The transcript is spliced from 10 exons. The record is from RefSeq and is a predicted model, not a curated record.